AAGACUUAAGCGGAGACUGCUGCGAAGCCGCCGCAGCGGCAGCACGGAGCGGGCUGCAGAGGAGCCUGCGCCCAGGCGGGCGGACGCGCAGCGACUCCGCGCAGCCGCCGACUGCGGACCGGCCUGCGCCCCACGCCAGGCCGGCUGGGUCCGGGCAGGGCGGCGGGCCUCCCCAGGUGUCCACGUGGACGGACUUCCUGGAGCUGGCUCCCCGCCCCUGAGGAGUCCGGGAUCUCACCGGGUUUCAAGCAGGACCCGUGAGCCCGGGUCCUUGUCCCCGGGCAGCGACGCCGCGCGUGACGGCCCGGGCGCUGGAACCCCGAGUCCCGUGCUCCCCACGAGCCCUCCCUGCAGCCGCAUCCUCGCUCCAGGCCGCUUAUUAAUCCCGAGGGCCCCGGGAUCUGGAGUCUGGGGUAGGGACCAGCAGGGACACCGAAGCACGGAAAAGUUAAACCCGACUCGGGAAACCUCCAGGGGGCCGAGGACGUGCGCAGGGCUCCGUCCCCGACUCAGCACGCGUGUUAGCGAAUGUGCGGUCACUUUAGGGCAGGCGAGGGGCGCGACAGGAGUGCAAGACUAGUAGCUCGCCGGUGUCACCUGUGACUGCACCGCUGCCCAGACGACCCCAGGUACAGCCACGAAUGAAUGACCCGCGGCGCCCGAGCGCACGGCCGAGCCGGGUCUGAGGUCAGAAACUGUGAUUGGGGACCCGGGGGCGUGGAUCCGGGGUCGGGGAUCCGGGGAUCCAAGGAUCCGGGGACCCGGGGGCGGGUCUCUGGGACCUCGGACCGCGGCCCCGCGCGCGCCUCCCCGCGGCCCCCACCCGUCCUCGCCGCACUCCUCCUCCUCCGGCUGACCCCUCCUCCGGCUCUCCGUCCUCCCAAUCGUCGUCCUCCUUACCGCCGCAGCGCGAGCUCCGCGCGCUCCGAGCAUCCGGGGACCCGCCCGCCGCCCGCGGUCUCCGGGGUCGCCGCCCGGGUCCGCUGCCCUGCGCCCCGCCCGAGGCCGCAGCAGCGCGGCGAGCUCCGCGCGCGCCCCGUGCGCGCCCCCGCCUCCGCGCGCGGCCCCGCCAACUCACCGACCUCGGCGGCGCCCGGGACGCAGCGCGCAGCUCCGCUCCCCGCGCCGCUCGCGAGAAAGCGCGGCCGAACCGCGCGCGCCGGGCUUAGAAGCGGAGGGCAGGGCGGCACCCGGGAAAGUUCCCGGCCCCUCCCCGGUCCAGGGCGGGCGCAGGGAGGGGCCCGGGCCCGGACCGGCUUCCGGACUCGGGGGUCGCCCCCUGGCUCGGCCGGAGCGCGAGGUCGCCGUGCGUCCGCGCACCGCGGGGCUGGGCUGGCGCUGGCGACGCCCCCGGUCACCUGUGCCGUGCUUGGCCUGGAAGGCUGCGAGAGUGUGACCAAAAUAAACCUGGAAAGAGUGAAAUUCUCGGCCCCGCCUGCCUGCACCGGGCUCCCCUGCAGCUCGGGGACCCCGGGGGAGCGGUGGCUCCCGGGUGACCUAGCAGGCGUCUUAGAAAUGGUCCCAGGAGCUUUUCUCUGGGUUGGCUUGCGGUUCGUCCACCUGCUGGGCGGUUUUCGACGCCACUCUGGGCAGCUUGGACCUUACCUAGGAUUGGAGAAACCUGACCCUCCCUUUGCUGCAUUUGAGAACUAGUGUUUUGAGUUCCAUCUUCCAGAUGGGGGCCUUAUGUUUAGGGUUUGCACUUGCUCCUGGGACUUCCAGAUUAUCAACAAAAAUAAUGAGGCACCUCUGGGUGUCUGGUGUGGCUGUCAUUUGCAUAAUCAUUUUUCUGUGUUUAUUAAACAUGUUGGUGGCAGAAAAGAACGAGUCAGGCCAGUGCUCAAAGCUCUGAGAUGUUGUCACAACACAAAAGCCCCUGCCCGUGAAAUGGGUCUGAAAUUAACCACAGGGGCAAACAUCACCGGUGGAAACUGCGCUCCUUUUAAGCCCCGGAAGGGUAAGAACCUCGAAGAGAACGCUGACAAUUGAAAUUUAGUUUCCUUGGGUUUAUUUUUCCUUUUCUAUAAGGAGUUCCUUUUCAGUUUUACAAAGUCUGGGCGCCUUGCCCAGCCGGUAAUCGCAAAUGGAAUGGUUGGCUGGGAUGCAGCAAAUGGAAAUGAGAAUUGGAACCAGCAGCUUUUGCCAAUAAUCAUGGAUCUAAUUCAGAACCUUGCACUGGUCCCCGGAUUGAUCACAUGGAAGCAUGAGAUGCCAAGGUGUGCCAUGGCUGGGCAAGUUGGGUAAGCAGCCCACCUAGCCCUGUGAUGGGACCCUGAGGUUUGGCACUUGUGCAGAGGGGCCAGAGUGACACAGCUUGGGAAAAAUCCCGCCACGGGCUUUGUGUCCCGUGUUCCUGGGAGAAGACAGACGUCCCAGAACCUGCAGUGUUUGUGUGCCGCAUGAGAGGCCUCCUGAAGCCCUUUCCUGGGCUAGGCUGGUGGGCAGGGCUGGUGUGGUGCUGGUGGUAGCACAUACCUGUCAUCCCAGCACUUGGGAAACUGAGGCAGGAGGAGCCCUGCAAGUGCAAGGCCAGCCUGGAUUACGUAGCAAGACCUUGUCUCAAACAAAACAAAACAAAGAAAACCAGAAAGUAGUGGUGCUGAAUCUUCUUGGAGGAAGUGUGCAUAGGUAAUGGCGAUCCUAUCAGUGUUUCCUAAGCCAGGCUAUCUGUGCUCUCACCGGCUUGUCUUCCAUUGACAGAGCAAGCUGAUUGUCUUAGGGAAACAGUCCUGUAGGGCUGCUGAUCCACUGCUGCUCUGUCCACACCAACCCCCGUUAUGAAACUUCACGCUUGGGUCCCAUGAUUUCACCAAGAAUGGCCACAGGCACCUUCUCAACAUCUUCUGCCGCGGGAGGGGUUUGGGUUUGGUUUUCCAUUUUGGGUGUGAGCUGGGUGUGAUGGCUCACACCUGUCAUCCCAGCACUCUGGGAAGCUGAGGCAGGGAUAGUGAAAGUUCCAGCCCAGCCUGGGCACUGUAUCAGACCCUGUCUCAAAAUAAAAAAUAAAAAUGGGCUGGGAAUGUAGCUUUGUGAAAAGCUCCUGGGUUCAAUCCCCAGGACCACACAGAAAGUAAGAAUGAUAGUCAAGAGCUCUGCGAAGGAGGAGGAGCUGUGCCACGUUCUCUGUUUCCUUUGGAGGCCACAGAGCUCGGGCCUGGCAUCAACCUGGCUUUAUCUGGGAUGCUAAGAGUGACCAAGAGCCUCUGAUGACCCAGGACAGGUCAGGAGACUCGAGUGGGGAUAGGCAGCAGGAAGUGACACAAGACUCAGUGGCUCAUCAGGAGAACCUGACACUGCAGUGGGCAUGGAGAGCCUCUCGCUGAGCCAGGGCCCCCAGGACGGAGCCCCACCACGGCUCCCGCCACCAUCAGGGAAAGCACUGCCCACAGCUGGCAUUGUUGGGAGGGCAGGUGGCCAGCCACUUCCCAAAGCAGAGUGGAGUCCUCCUUCGGUGUCUUUCUGAGGCCUGAUAAGAAACUCAGUGACUGCCCCUGUAAGUGCCAUCCACUCUUGGGAGGCGGAGGCAGGAGGACUGCAGACCAGGGCCACUGAGCACCUCACUGAGACCACACCUCACAGUCAGAGGUGAAGAAGGGCUGUGGUUGUGGCUCAGUGCACAGGCUUGGGCUCAAUCCCCAGGACAGGAAAGAUAAAAAGGCUUGUGAACAGCGAGAUUGUGGGGUUCAGCUCGGCUAGCGUUUGUCUCUUCCCUAGCACACACGCGCAUGCACCAUAGAAAUCAUCCCUAGACUUGCAAAGUACACAGGUCCCGUGUGAUGUUCUCAGACAGCAGGAACUCCAUGCCCCAGCUCUUCAUUAUUUAGGGCCCAUGUCGGGGACAGCCCAGGGCAAGCCAGGGACAAGUGGCUCAGCCACUGGGACCCUGGCCCUGUGCCCCCAUGAGAGGUUCCCAGGUGGCACCUACUACCAGUCCUGCUUUGCCUUGGGGUAAAGCCAAGGAUCCCUGGCUGCUAGGCCAGCACCUGGGUCCUGGGCAUCAUCAGUAGUCAGCAGGGUCUCCCAAGACCAGGCUGGAAUCCAGGAGCCUGAGGAAAAGGCACAGCUUGCCUUACCUGAACUACAUCCUGGUCUCCAAUCCCACCUGCUCUUGACCAAACUGGCCAUUUUAACUAAAGGAUACUCAUGAUUGAUAUAUUCUGCCAGCAUCCCAGCAUUCAGGAGGCUGAGGCAGGAAGAUUCCCACAAACUCAAAGUCAGCCUGGAAUACAAAGCAAGACCCUGCUCAAAGGCAUAAAAAUAAAUAAGAGACCAAACUAUCAGGUGAGAGUAGAAAAAUAGGAUCUUUGGUUGGUUGGUUUUUGGUUUUAGGGUCAAGGCUGGCCUUGAACUCCCUAGGUCACACGGGCUGGCUCUGAGCUCCCUGUGAUUACAGGUGAUUUCCACUGCACCCAGCUCAGUAGAGAAAUAGCACCUUGAUAGGAGUUUAAGAAAGAAAUAUAUGAGUAUAUUUUUCUUUAUGGUAGAGUAGUACUCCACUGUAGGGGAGAAAGGAGAAAGGUUUGAAAAACGAGGGAAGGAAGCCAACAAAAGAAAAGGACAAAUUUCUAGAUGUUGAAAGUCAACAUCUAGCUGGGUGUGGUGGUGCACACCUUUGAUCACAGCAUUUAGGAGGCUGAGGCAGGAGGGACACUGUGGGUUCGAGGCCAGACUGAGCUACAAAGUGAGUGCAGAGUGAAACCCUGUCUCAAAAAAAAAAAG
Messenger RNA from Cavia porcellus (domestic guinea pig), 4719 nucleotides. RefSeq names its product collagen alpha-2(I) chain-like. The transcript is spliced from 2 exons. The coding region runs from base 646 to 1653 and encodes 335 amino acids. The record is from RefSeq and is a predicted model, not a curated record. Lineage: Eukaryota; Metazoa; Chordata; Mammalia; Rodentia; Caviidae.